GCGUGGCCUUCUGUCCCUGUCCCGCCCCCUCUCUCCCGCCUGAGAAGGACUGAGAGGGCGGCCAGGCAGCCAGUAGGUUACCGGUUCCCGCGCGUCGUGCAACUCCGUGGCCUCGCACCCCCACGACUUCGCAGAAUGGCCGUCAAGAAGAUUGCCAUCUUCGGCGCCACAGGCAGGACCGGACUCACCACGCUGGCGCAGGCGGUGCAAGCAGGUUAUGAGGUGACAGUGCUGGUGCGGGACACCUCCAGGCUGCCCCCAGAGGGGCCCCAGCCGGCCCACGUGGUAGUGGGUGAUGUUCUGCAUGCGGCCGAUGUAGACAAGACUGUGGCUGGGCAGGAUGCCGUCAUUGUGCUGCUGGGCACCCGCAAUGACCUCAGUCCUACCACAGUUAUGUCCGAGGGCGCCCGGAACAUUGUGGCGGCCAUGAAGGCCCAUGGCGUGGACAAGGUCGUGGCGUGCACCUCGGCCUUCCUUCUGUGGGACCCAACCAAGGUGCCCCCACGACUGCAGGACGUGACCGAUGACCAUAUCCGGAUGCACAAGGUGCUGCAGGAAUCGGGCCUGAAGUACGUGGCUGUGAUGCCACCACAUAUAGGAGACCAGCCGCUGACAGGGGCCUACACGGUGACCCUGGAUGGACGAGGGCCCUCCAGGGUCAUCUCCAAACACGAUUUGGGCCACUUCAUGCUGAGCUGCCUCACCACCAAUAAGUACGAUGGGCACAACACCUACCCCUCCCACCAGUAUGACUAGGGCUAUGACCCUGUCUGGGAGGACAGCAUUCUGGGAAAUGGAGAACAGAGGAAAGGAGUAAAUAAACCUUGAGCCAAGAGCUUCAAAUUAUUCUACAAGAA
Messenger RNA from Mustela erminea (ermine), 857 nucleotides. RefSeq names its product biliverdin reductase B (gene BLVRB). The transcript has 5 exons. Bases 136 to 756 code for a protein of 206 amino acids. Lineage: Eukaryota; Metazoa; Chordata; Mammalia; Carnivora; Mustelidae. The record is from RefSeq and is a predicted model, not a curated record.